Molecule: messenger RNA, 2803 nt
Organism: Notolabrus celidotus (New Zealand spotty)
Lineage: Eukaryota; Metazoa; Chordata; Actinopteri; Labriformes; Labridae
Product: nuclear mitotic apparatus protein 1-like
Exons: 6
Coding region: 404-2803 (799 amino acids)
Source: RefSeq, a predicted model, not a curated record
AAUUUGGGGUAGCAGUAACUCAGUCCAUAGGGACUUGGCUUGGGAACAGGAGGGUGGCCGGUUCAAGUCCUGGUAUGGAACAAGUUUGGACUAGUGGCAGGAGAGGUGCUGAUUCGUUGGAUUGGGCACUGUCACGGUGCCCUUCAGCAAGGCACCAAACCAGCAACUGCUCGAGUGGUGCUGCUUGAUGACAGCCUCACUCUGACAUCUCUCAAUCGGUGCGUGUCCAUAGCAACGUGUGUGUGUGUGUGUUCCAAAAACAUGGACUCUGACAUCAUAACAUCAAAGGACUGAUUCAAGCAGGGAGAGUAUAAACCACAGCAGCUCUCUCCAUCAGAAGGAUCAUUUUGAAUCUGUUGUAGGCGAGUAUCAGAGAGACAUCCACACUCAACAAUCAUUCAAAAUGCCCAAAAAAACGCAGAAAGUGGCCAAGGCUGACAAAAGCAGAAGCAAAUGUCAGGAGGACCCGAUCGAUUUUUCCAAACUUCCUGAGGACUUAAAAACACUUGAUGAAGUCUGGAAAAAAGAGAGGGGAAACACUCGUAAAAAGAAUAAAUCCAGCCGCUUGCAAGAGAAGAGAGAAAUGGAGCUGGCUGAACAAAAGUCAGAGGAGCAAGAAGAUCAGAAGGAGCUGAUUAAUCCCACUGCUGAGAAAACUCCUGCCAUCAAGAACCUGUCACAAGAGCAACUUCUAGACUCAAGUCCUGAGGACUUAAAAACACCUGAUGAAGUCUGGAAUAAAGAGAGGAGAAACACUCAGAAAAAGAAUAGAUUCAGAUGCUUGCAAGAGGAGAGAGAAAUGGAGUUGGCUGAACAAAAGUCAGAGGACCAAGAAGAUCAGGAGGAGCUGCAAAAUCCCACUGCUGAUAAAACUCCUGCCCUACUAGAAGCUGAGUACAUGGAGACCAUCAAGAAGCUGUCAAAAAAGGACCUUAUAGAGGAGUGUCUGCAGCUGAGGAAGGACUAUGUAACCACCGAACAGAAGCUGAAGAAAAAACUUCAGAAGGAGAAGACUCAGAGGAAACUUCUCAGAGAAGAGCUGGAGAUGAAGAAAGCUUCAAACACUGACGUCCAGGAGAGUGAGUCCGAGGUCCCUGCUCAACAACAGCAAGCUGGUCUCCUAAACCCUGAAACUGAGGAGAAAUUAAAGUCUCUGGAAGACAGGGUGCUGAACGACCAGCGAGAUAUCACCAACCUGACGGCUGAACGGGACACCCUGACGGCUGAACGCGACACCCUGACGGCUGAACGGGACACCCUCACACAAGAGAUGGCAGAGAUCAACAUACUGAAGGAAGAGGCCAUCAAGAAGCAGGAGGAUCUCUUGGAGGAGAACGAGGAGCUGAAACAUGAACUCAGCCUCAAGAAAUGUCUUCACCAGGAGAACGAGGAGCUGAAACAUGAACUCAGCCUCAAGACAUGUCUUCACCAGGAGAACGAGGAGCUGAAACAUGAACUCAGCCUCAAGACAUGUCUUCACCAGGAGAAUGAGGAGCUGAAACAUGAACUCAGCCUCAAGAAAUGUCUUCACCAGGAGAAUGAGGAGCUGAAACAUGAACUCAGCCUCAAGAAAUGUCUUGAACAGGAGAAUGAGGAGCUGAAAGAGAGGAUCAAAACCAGCCAGGAAGAGUUCAACGCUGAGCCCCAGCUUGCAAAACAGAACAACAUCCUCCUCCAACAGCACUAUCAGGCUCUAGGAGUUGCAUACCAGAAGCUCGGUGAGGCGUACCAAACACAGGUCGUCACUGUCAGAAAUCAGGCUGUAAACCUUCAAAACCAGCUGAAGACGCAAGUCCAGUCAAAUGCAAACAGGAAGAGGGAAGACCAGUGGCUUAUCAGGAAGUUAAAAACUGACCUGAAAGCCCUCCAAGGAAAAACGUCAGCGACCAUCAUCUCCCAGAAAAAAUACUUCUUGAAGAUUAUAGAGGGGCUGAGCAAUCAGCUCAACUCUCUGAGAGACAUUCGAGAAAAAUACGACGACCUGAAAGAAGAAUACGAUAUCAGACAGGAGGAGUUCAACGCUGAGCUUCAGCCGGAAAAACAAAAACAUUUGCUUCUCCAAGAGGAUCAUGAGAGCCUCAGAGAGUCCUACAUAGAGCUCAGUAAAAAAUAUGAAGCCGUGAUCAUUACUCUCCAACAGUGGGCUGAAGAGGCCACUCAGCAGGGACUAGCCAUCCAAGUCCAGGAGGAGCCUGAGGACACAGAGAUCAACAGUAUUGAGACCGCAACGACCGUAACACCCCAGGAAGAGCCUGAAGCAUUGACUCCAGUCAGUGAGACAGUGACUCCAGUCAGUGAGACAGCAACUCCAGUCAGUGAGACAGUGACUCCAGUCAGUGAGACAGCAACUCCAGUCAGUGAGACAGAGACUCCAGUCAGUGAGACAGCAACUCCAGUCAGUGAGACAGCGACUCCAGACACUGAGACAGAGACUCCAGACACUGAGACAGAGACUCCAGCCGCUGAGACAGAGACUCCAGCCGCUGAGACAGAGACUCCAGACACUGAGACAGAUAUUCGAUGGACACAGAACACCUGGAUCAGCCGUCACUCAGUUCCUGAGGGAGGAGAAGCAGCCGGUGACAAAGCAGCAGACGCCACAACCCAGGAAGGACAACAGUCUCUGUUGGUGAUGAGUGGAGGAGAAGGUUACAUUGACUUCAGGAUGGAUCCAGUCUCAAGGUGGGAGCAGCUCUGCCGACCAGCUGAGAGGCAAAGUUUGAUGUUUGAAUCCCGUUCAAGUCUUGAGGUCCUGACUCUGGAGGUAAAGAAACGAGAGCUGCUGGCCUCAGGUUCUCCAUGA